This is a messenger RNA of Thermothielavioides terrestris NRRL 8126, 1931 nucleotides long. RefSeq lists its product as uncharacterized. The transcript has 3 exons. The coding region runs from base 166 to 1920 and encodes 584 amino acids. Lineage: Eukaryota; Fungi; Ascomycota; Sordariomycetes; Sordariales; Chaetomiaceae. The record is from RefSeq and is a predicted model, not a curated record.
AUUCAUCGACACUAGCUGUCGUUCACCACUCCUUUGGCGCGCUUUUUUUUGCUUUUGACGGUCUGGCACCAUCUUCUCUCGGUUCGAUUCACAUAGGCUCCCGCGGAGCUUAAUCUUUGUUCUCGAACGACACGCCGACUUCUAUCUCGCGCACAGCCGCCCAACAUGUUGAUGAAGACUGCGGUGACGGCCCUCCUGGCUCUGGCCCUGGCUGCCGAGGCGGCCUCGGUCCAUCAAUACAGGUCGCCUCUUGCCUUGGAACGACGACAGAACAGGGGAGGGAACCGGGGCGGGAACAACAAGGGCAACAAUAACAACGCCAACAACAACGCCAACAAUAACAACAACGGUAACAACAAUGGCAACAACAACAACGCCGCCUCGGUUACCUGCCUCGCCCCGAAUGCCCUCCAGACCGCAUCGGAGUCGACCGGCCAGAACAGCGCGGUCGCCGCUGAUGGCCAGGUGAACUCGGCCACUGACCCGGCCAACUUCAUCAACUUCUGCGCCGGUCAGACCCUGACCAAUGGUCUGCAGAACCGCGACGGGUCCUGCAACGGUAUCGUGAUGGGCAAGAUUCCGGCCGCCAACAAGAUGGUUUCGACCGUCAUUCUGAACCCCAAGAACAAUGACAACCUCCAGGCGCUCACGUCCUUCAACGUUACGCUCAACGUCGCCAACAUGCAGCUCGGCUCCUUCACCAACGCCACGAGCACGUACUACGCGGCGCCUCAGGAUCUCAGCGGAAACGGUCAGAUCAUCGGCCACACUCACGUCACGAUUCAGGACACGGGCAACACGUUGAACCCCACCCAGCCCCUGGAUGCGACCCAGUUCGCCUUCUUCAAGGGCAUCAAUGACGCCGGGAACGGCCAGGGUCUGGUCACCACCGAGGUGACGGGCGGUCUUCCGAAGGGCUGCUACCGUGUUUGCACCAUGUCUAGCGCGUCCAACCAUCAGCCCGUGUUGAUGCCGGUUGCCCAGCGUGGUGCGCAGGAUGACUGCCGCUACUUCAGCGUCGGCGGUGCCUGCGGCAAUGGCGGCAACAACGCCAACAACAACAAUGCUGGCAACAACGCGAACAACAACAAUGCCGGUAACAACGCCAACAACAAUGCCGGCAACAACGCCAACAACAACGCUGGCAACAAUGCCAACAAGGGUGGCAACAACGCCAACAACAACAACGCCGGCAACAACGCCAACAACAACAAUGCCGGCAACAACGCCAACAACAACAAUGCCGGCAACAACGCCAACAACAACGCUGGCAACAAUGCCAACAAGGGCGGCAACAAUGCCAAGGGCGGUAACAACGCUGGCAACAACGCUGGCAACAACGCUGGCAACAACGCUGGAAACAACGCUGGAAACAACGCUGGCAACAACGCUGGAAACAACGCUGGAAACAACGCUGGCAACAACGCUGGAAACAACGCUGGAAACAACGCUGGCAACAACGCUGGAAACAACGCUGGCAACAACGCUGGAAACAACGCUGGCAACAACGCUGGAAACAACGCUGGCAACAACGCUGGAAACAACGCUGGAAACAACGCUGCCAACAAUGCUGGUAACAAUGCUGCCAGCAAUGCUGGCAACAACACUGCCAACAAUGCUGGCAACAACGCUAACAACAACGCUGGCAACAACCGUGGCGCCAAGGCGGUUGAUAACGGUGCGGCUGCCUCGAACAUCGGCGGCAUCGCCGCUCCGGCGGUCCAGAGCACCGGCGACAGCGCCCGUCCUUUCUCGGUCAACGGCGAUACCUUCGCCACCAAGGCGGCCGCCGUCCAGCGCGCCUGCGCCAUCCAAAACAACGCCUGCGCUAAUGCCGUCAACUCGGGACAGGUCCAGGGUUCGUCCGUCGCCGACUGCAACCAGCAAGAAGCGGCGUGCCGGGCGGCCGGCGGCGCUUAGAUAGCCGGUCU